AUGUUCAAAACCUUAGCUGGAGUUCUCAUGGGCCAGACGAGCAGCUUGAGCUCAGCCCGAGAGCCCCAAAAACUUGGAGACAUGCAAAUAUUAACUUCCAAGCUACACUCGUCGGCCGCCGUCGGCGGCGGCCCGCCACGGCCUCCGGGCCCGUCCUUUCUUUUCCCCAGCAACAGACAUGGCUCCCCCCCACUUCCAUUGCCGGUACCAUCAUCUCCGUCACCCCCACCCACCAACCGAGUUCCGACCACCGUCUCACUACCGAACCUGCUCAACCUUUUCUCGCAGCCCGCCUUUCAUCAUCAUGUUUUGAACUUUUUGGUAGGAAAAUCCACAAUCUCCUCCUUGGAAGAAGGGGAAAUCUCUGCACCUACGGCCGACCCUCGGAGCAGCCCCGCCGCCGUCGCAGCUCAAACCUCCGGCGCCUUGAGCCUCUCAGCCGUCGACCAAGCUCCCGCCAGAAACGCCUCAGCCAUCCAUGGACCUUUUACGGCACCUCUGGGAUCUGUCGCAAGAUGCCCGGUUACUUUCGGAUCUUUGCCACCGGCAAUUUUCUCGGACCCCCUCCCGCCGGUCAAAGCAUUCUCCCCGACCUACACCCUUGCUCCAGGUGACGGAACCCAUGGGAACCCUAACCCGCAGCUGCGCAUGGCUUCUGACGAUGGACAUCCUAUUGGGCAUAUACCUAGACCCAAAUCAGCCCCCUCACUAGGCCUACCUCAUUUAUUUGGGCCUCCCAACCAUUUGGCCCAACAUCCCUCCUCUAAAGCCUCUUCCUCUCACCAGCCUCUUUCCCUUCUUGGGCCACCUCCCAGGCCCANCGCCGGCGGCCACCACCACCAAGCCACCGGAUUGCCGCCCGGCAUGCUAAAACGCGGAUCCACCGUUGCGUCGGGCUCCACCAUUCUGACGGCCGGCACCUCAGGCCCGACUCCACACACCGCUAGAUCUGGUCAGCCCCCGUUGGGCACCAUCGGAGCCACCGGACAACCCCCGACGGGCUCCUCCUCACCGGCCUUGGCCCCCGCCACCACCCGAUCCUUCCGGGAUGCGAUUAUCGGCAACCCAGCCGGAAAGUUUCCGAGCGCAUCUGCAACCCCUGGCGGGAAAAUCCUAGUACUUUCCAGUCACAUCCUAUUUCAUCCGGAUGCUGGUGUUGACCGUCCAAAUGAUUUCGAGUUGUAUGAUCCCGCCACUGAUGAAUGGAAACAGCUCCCUCAGUUAUAUGAGAGGUGGGAUAAAGGUCGAAAGAGCUCUUGUCUCUACUCUGUUACCAUUAAAUCUUUUAUUUUCAGGUGCGAGUCUGUGUUGGUGGUCACCACCGAAAACGGGAUGUUUGAGCUCGAUUUGGAAUCGUAUGGAGGAGGGUGGCAAGACUGCUUAGUUCCUGCUUGUAAGAUUCCCAGUUAUUUCGGUUAUCCCUGCCUUUCAGCUAUUGAAGGAGAGUUGUCCUUCUCCCAUGACUAUGUUUUCGAUGUGGAUAUCCCGAUAUCAGUGCCCAUAGUGCCCAUCUGUUGUCAAUUCCCACCAAUGCCAUUGUAUAGUCAUGAUGAUUAUGAACUUCAAUUGGCGCUUGCUACAGUCCAGCCCUCAGGUUGUGGCCGGGAAGUCGUAUUUUGCCGUGUUCAGACAGCUCUAAACAAACGGUCCAAACGACCCCCGCGCAUGGAUAUACAAGUGUUCAAGUGUGAUAUUGCCAGAUACAGAGAGGAUAAACAGGAUAUGCUGAAAAAAGCUCAAAAGGAGCUGAAAAAGAAACAACACGUACAGAAUAAGGUCGGCCCGUUUUUACAAAUACCAGCCCCUCAAGUUCAACUUAGUGGAAGACUCGAAAAGUCUUUGGAGUUUGUCCUAGAAACCCGGCGUUGCUCGGUUUUCAUUCCUCAGGAAUUGUCUUUUCUUUCUUUCGGCACCGACAUGACUUGA
Messenger RNA from Striga asiatica, 1926 nucleotides. NCBI's taxonomy places the organism in Eukaryota, Viridiplantae, Streptophyta, Magnoliopsida, Lamiales, Orobanchaceae. The record is from the annotation of a GenBank genome assembly.